Molecule: messenger RNA, 505 nt
Organism: Drosophila melanogaster (fruit fly)
Lineage: Eukaryota; Metazoa; Arthropoda; Insecta; Diptera; Drosophilidae
Exons: 4
Coding region: 61-489 (142 amino acids)
Source: RefSeq, marked reviewed
GCUAUAUUUACAGACAUGAAAAACUUGUCAUUUUAUUUUGGAAUUUUGUAAAAUUUUACGAUGUGCGUUUGCCCGCCUCUCCUUCUUAAGAUCGCUCUGCUGAUGGUUAUAUUCCCUACCAUCGCUGUUAAUAUAAUGGAAGUAAUUUACAAUGGUGUGAACUCGAAAGCCGAAGCUCAUCAGAUUGCCAUCAACUUAAACCUAGUUGCAUGCUUCAUUGCACUUCUAUCUCUGGCAUUUGGAAUUUAUGGAACGAUAAUGAAUACAAUCUUCAUAAUUCGAUUGCUGAUGUUCGUGUUGAUUACAUUCUGCUUAUUCAAGAUAGUCAUGUGGAUAGUGUAUAAGAAUCUGUCGCCAAUGUCAGCAGAGGACGUCACCCACUUUUGGUUCCAGCUUAACACGGGCUUAUCGAUAACAUGUUCGGUUCUGACGGUGAUUUUCUGUAUGCGGCUGCAUGAGCAAACUCGCCAGUUUCAAUUGGGCUAUUAGACCAUAGAUAAUUCUU